Molecule: messenger RNA, 905 nt
Organism: Hemiscyllium ocellatum (epaulette shark)
Lineage: Eukaryota; Metazoa; Chordata; Chondrichthyes; Orectolobiformes; Hemiscylliidae
Gene: hprt1
Product: hypoxanthine phosphoribosyltransferase 1
Exons: 9
Coding region: 62-715 (217 amino acids)
Biological process (GO): guanine salvage; hypoxanthine metabolic process; purine ribonucleoside salvage
Molecular function (GO): hypoxanthine phosphoribosyltransferase activity; magnesium ion binding
Source: RefSeq, a predicted model, not a curated record
CUCUGAUUGGCCAGAGGGAAAGCCGGGCGAUGACAAGUCGCGGUGGGGGUGACGGAGGGAGAUGGCGGCCUCUAAGUGUGUGGUGAUCACUGAUGAUGAACAAGGCUAUGACCUCGAUCUAUUUUGCAUCCCAAAGCAUUACUCAAAUGAUCUGGAAAGAGUAUAUAUUCCUCAUGGUUUAAUCAUGGAUAGGACUGAACGUUUGGCAAGGGAUAUAAUGAAAGGCAUGGGAAAUCAUCACAUCGUUGCCCUCUGUGUCCUCAAGGGUGGCUAUAAGUUUUUUGCUGACCUUUUAGACUACAUCAAAGCUUUGAACCGGAACAGUGACCAAUCAAUCCCAAUGACGGUAGACUUCAUCCGCUUGAAGAGUUACUGCAAUGAUCAGUCAACUGGAGAGAUAAAGGUGAUCGGUGGAGACAACCUUUCAACCCUAACAGGAAAGAAUGUUUUAAUUGUUGAGGAUAUAAUUGAUACGGGUAAAACAAUGCAGACUCUGCUGAGCAUGUUGCAAGAUUACAAACCCAACAUGGUGAAAGUGGUGAGUCUGCUGGUUAAACGAACUCCUCGAAGUGUGGGCUAUCGACCAGACUUCGUUGGUUUUGAAGUUCCCGACAAGUUUGUGGUUGGAUAUGCACUCGACUAUAAUGAAUACUUUAGAGACUUAAAUCAUAUUUGUGUAAUCAGUGAAAAGGGAAGAGAGAAGUACAAGGCAUGAGGUGUGUGGCACUUGGAUGGACUGUCAGAUUGCGAUGGUUGAAAUCAGCUGAAGACAUUCAGUCUAGAAGAUAAUCUCUGGGGCUAUGUGUUUGUUACUGUCAGUGAAUUAGAUAUUUAAGGGCCCAUCAUGAACGUACUUAAGUAUUUAUUUUUGUACUGUAAAAACAUAAAAUUACAAUCUAUCAUCA